AAGUGCAGUUAAUCAGAAAGAAUGGCGAUUGUCGUUUCAUUUACGGACUCCAGUUUUCGAUUACUUAACGACCGAUUCUUAAAACGCGACGCGAACUUUAGUCAUCUCAAAUUGAACAAAUUUUUACCAAUAUCAUUGUGCAAUGAAUUCAAGCCUUGUCAUACAUUCUGAAUUAUAAGAUUUGUGGCAGAAUUCUGUAAAAUUAUUAUAUUAAACAAGGAAUCCAACCUUCAAUCUUGUUCCCAAAUAACAAAAGCAUAGGAUCGAGUUUCCAAUAUUAACGACAAGCGGUUCGUUUCUUCGAACGAUUUCCAACGGACGAAAUGGUGCCGACGAUGCCGCCUGAUUCACAUAAAAUUUCGUUGAAAAUCAUUGAGGCGAUAAAACAACACCCGGUUUUGUAUAGUGCUGAAGUAAAGGGCUCUUCUGUCAAACUUCAGGAAUUCCGGCAGAAGGUUUGGAAGAGGAUUUCUGAUGAACUUGGUCUUGAUCCUACCUGGGUGAGAUUAAGAUGGAAAAACUUAAGAGAUACUUAUUGUCGCAUACUUAAGUAUAAAAAUAAAACAGAGAAGGGAGUUCGCAGAAAGAAAUGGAUUUUUGAGGACCAUCUUAGUUUCUUAAAAUUUCCGUACGAAUCGGACUAUCAGCCACAAAGUGUAGAGUUAACAGAAGAUUAUAUUCAAGAUAUAAAUGCUGGUGGUAUUAGUUCUGAAGGUUUAUUAGAACAGUUGGAAGAUCGUAACGAUGAAGAUUAUAGUGAAUACUUGGAGGUUCUAGAAGAAACAACAGCUGAUCCAAUUUUGGAUCACAAUUCUGUAGAACUAAAUGACAAUGGAGAUAAUGUAAUAAAAAAUAUAGAGGUAGAAGAAACAAUGCAACAUGACAUUGAUACAUAUACACAACAAAUUCAGUCAAAAUAUAGGAAAAUAAGACCAAAGAAAAUGAAAGUUGAAUCUCUAGAAGUGCCUACAACUUACAGUAUCUUAAAAACUUCAUCUUUCAAGAAUAAAACAGUUGAUACACCAAUUUUUGUUAAUGCACCAACAAAUAGUCCUACGAAGAAUGUUGCCAAAGUAGAAGGACAGGAUAAGACAUCCUUAACUUUAAAGGACUUAAAAAAUAAUGUAGUAUCAAUAAAGGAAGCCCUUCUACCAAAAAUGAAAGAUGAUGAUGAAGAUUUAAUAAGAUGGAUGGGUCGUCCACCAAUAAUUCCACAACAAUGUGAUGUUGUGAUAAUUGGAGGUGGAGCAAUGGGUAGUUCAAUAGCAUACUGGUUGAAAAAACGAGUUUUUAAAGACCUCAAAGUUAUAGUUAUUGAAAGAGAUCCCACAUACACUAAAGCGUCAACAGUUCUUUCUUGUGGAGGUCUACGUCAACAAUUUUCCCUUACAGAAAAUAUUGAAAUGUCCCUUUUUGGUGCUGAAUUUAUACGUAACAUUAAUGAUUAUUUGGGUGUCGGUGAAAACACUUUGAUUGAUCCAUAUUUUCAACCUAAUGGGUACUUAAUGUUAGCAUCAAAAGAAGGUGCUGAAGUAUUAUCACAAAAUUCUAAAUUACAGAAUUUUCUUGGAGCAAAGAACAUUUUGUUAACAGCCCAAAAGUUAAAGGACAUGUUUUCUUGGUUAAAUACAGAAGAUAUUGAAUUGGGCUGUUUAGGGUUAGAGAAAGAAGGAUGGUUUGAUCCAUGGGCUUUUCUUUCUGCUAUUAAGAAAAAGGCGAUGGUUUUAGGAGCAGAAUAUAUUACUGCAGAAGCUCAAGGAUUUGCUUAUAAAAAUAAUAUAGAGCAAAAUUUUGAUUUAUUGGAUGCAUUAAUUGUGAAAACACCAGAGGGUGAAACACAUAAAAUAAAAUUUUCCUCGGCUGUCGUAGCUGCAGGUGCUUUUAGUGGAAAUGUUGCAAAAAUGGCCAAACUUGGCGCAGCAAAUGAUAUUCGAAGAAUAUCUUUACCUGUUGAACCACGGAAAAGAUACGUUUAUUGUUUCCACUGUCUUGAUGGGCCAAGCAUAAAUACACCAAUAACAAUAGAUUAUACAGGUACAUACUUCAGGAGAGAAGGUUUAGGAGGUAAUUAUAUUUGUGGGAGAUCACCAUGUGAAAGUGAUGAACCUCCGGUUGACGAUUUAAGCGUCGAUGAUAAUUUUUUUGAUGAACACGUUUGGCCAAUGCUUGCGAGAAGGGUUACAGCCUUUGAAAGUCUAAAGUUAAAAUCUUCUUGGGCGGGAUACUACGAAUAUAAUACCUUUGAUCAAAAUGGAAUAAUUGGAAAACAUCCAUACUAUAGCAAUUUAUAUUUUGCAACUGGAUUUAGUGGACACGGAAUCCAACAAUCACCAGCAGUAGGUAGAGCAAUUUCAGAAUUAAUUCUUGAUGGUAAAUAUCAAACAAUUGAUCUAACAAAUCUUGGUUUUGAGAGACUUAUUAGUGGUAAACUUAUGUCUGAAACGAACAUUGUUUAAUAUUUGUUGAACUGUUAAUUUAUUUUAAAUCUCGGUUUGAUGAGCUUGCUUAACCGAUGAACCUAAAAAGAUGCAUUGUUUACGUGUACAUAUGACGAGGUAGAAAAGGAUUUAUUUUCCUUAUGAUAAAUGUAAAUAUGAAGAAAAUUUUGUACAAUAUAAAUGAAAUAAUGCAAUUGAAAUUAAUCAUUUAACAAGUGAAUAUUGUUUCUGUAGAUACAAAUCUUACACUUUUAGGAAUAAAUUUUCUAUUAAUUGUUAACGAAUGUAAUUUUA
This is a messenger RNA of Megachile rotundata (alfalfa leafcutting bee), 2732 nucleotides long. Its product is annotated as FAD-dependent oxidoreductase domain-containing protein 1. Gene Ontology annotation, cellular component: cytoplasm; transcription regulator complex; nucleus. Gene Ontology annotation, molecular function: DNA binding. NCBI's taxonomy places the organism in Eukaryota, Metazoa, Arthropoda, Insecta, Hymenoptera, Megachilidae. Gene Ontology annotation, biological process: regulation of transcription by RNA polymerase II; mitochondrial respiratory chain complex I assembly. The record is from RefSeq and is a predicted model, not a curated record.